AUGUCAGAACCCAUCCGAGUCGCCAUCGUCGGCGGCGGCAUCGCCGGCGCCUCGCUCUUCCACGCCCUGCUCCAGCGCCCCCACCUGGACGUUCACAUCUUCGAGUCCGCCGCCGAAUUCAAAGAGGCCGGCGCCGCAAUCGGGGUCGCUCGCAACGGCCUCGCAGCGCUGGACCUCAUCGGGUCCUCCGCAGCCCAGUGCCUCGAGCGCGCCGGGGCGGUGGCCCAGAGGGGAGUGCGCGCCAUGCUCGCGCAGGGCGAAUUCCGGAACAGCAUGAUCGACGAGGCGCGAGACGACGACGGCCGGCGGCUGACGAGCAUCGUGCACCGCGCGGCGUUCCUGCGGGAGCUCCUCGCCGGAGCGCCCGCCGCCCGCAUGCAUGUUUCCAAAAAGCUCGUGCGGGUCGAGAGGGCUGGCGAUGACGCACCCGCAACGCUGCAUUUCGUCGACGGCACUACCCACGAGUGCGACAUCCUUGUCGGCGCGGACGGGAUCCACAGCAAGGUGCGCAAGAUCAUCCUGGGCGAGGAUGACCCUGCCGCAAGCCCGCGCAACGCGGGAUGGUGGGCAGUUAUGGCCCUCAAGCCGUACGCAGAGGCCAGAGCGAGCUUCGAUGAAUGGCUGAUCGAUGCCGACAAUGCGCGCGAGCAUGCGUGGGUCGGCGACGGGACAUAUCUCCUGCACAAUGUCCUGAACGAGGGCUCUCUUGUGCAGAUCGUGCUCUGCGCCGUGGAUGAGGAUGCCAAGACGUCAGAGCAGUGGCACCGGAUGGCGAGCUCCGAAGAGAUUUUGAAGCUAUAUCAGGACUGGCCGCCGUCUCUGAACAAAGCUGUCAAGGAGCUGCUCUGUGAUCAGCCCCAGCAGCCGGCCAUGUACUUGUGGGACCAUCCACCUGCUCGCACCUAUGUAUCGGGGCCACUUUGCAUUAUGGGAGAUGCACCACACCCUGGCAGGGUUCUGGCUGCGAACCCCCUCCGAAGCUCUCGUAGCUUUGAGGAGACUGGAGUGAUCAUGACUGGAAGAGGGCCCGAUGGGCUCGACCUGGGAAGCCUGAAGCACAAACUACUACAGCGAUGGGACUUUAUCAUUGACUUUGAUAACAAGAAGGCUCGAGACGAGGCAGUCGAAAUGAUGCGUGCUAAGCUGGAAAAGUAA
Thyridium curvatum is the source of this 1155-nucleotide messenger RNA. RefSeq lists its product as uncharacterized. Lineage: Eukaryota; Fungi; Ascomycota; Sordariomycetes; Thyridiales; Thyridiaceae. The record is from RefSeq and is a predicted model, not a curated record. Bases 1 to 1155 code for a protein of 384 amino acids. The transcript is spliced from 3 exons. Gene Ontology annotation, molecular function: FAD binding. Gene Ontology annotation, biological process: secondary metabolite biosynthetic process.